This is a messenger RNA of Lontra canadensis (Northern American river otter), 1838 nucleotides long. It is a transcript of the gene OXTR, whose product is annotated as oxytocin receptor. Lineage: Eukaryota; Metazoa; Chordata; Mammalia; Carnivora; Mustelidae. Gene Ontology annotation, biological process: female pregnancy; positive regulation of vasoconstriction; maternal process involved in parturition. The record is from RefSeq and is a predicted model, not a curated record. The coding region runs from base 401 to 1579 and encodes 392 amino acids. Gene Ontology annotation, molecular function: peptide binding; vasopressin receptor activity; oxytocin receptor activity. The transcript is spliced from 3 exons. Gene Ontology annotation, cellular component: membrane.
GCGCACAGCCUCGGCAGCGCUCCGAGCUCGCCUUCUGUCCCUAUCCAGUGACCAGUUAGGUGCGGGCGAGGGGAUUCCAGCUGAGGCUUCAGAGUCCGGGACCUCACGAUAGUAUCAGACUGGGUGCCGCCAGCAGCCAUCCCAACCUGGCCUGGAAGCGCACGCGUCUUCGGAGCUAUCCGCGGCGGUGCAGUUUCCCCAGAGAGCCAACUUUAGGCCAGCUCGAGGACUGGGUGCAGGCUCCGACCAGCAAAUCAGUCCUUGGCGUCUCAGCGAGUGAAACCCGAGGAGCGCCUCUCACCCCCUCCACCCCCAGGCGCGCGGGAUUACGCGUCCGGCCCCACCCCGCCGCACUACUCCUUAAAGGGCUUGAAGACCAGGGCGCAGGGCGACCACGGCCAUGGAGGGCGCGCUGGUGGCCAACUGGAGCGCCGAGGCGGUCAACGGCAGCGAGGCGCCUCCGGAAGCCGAGGGCAACCGCACCGCCGGGCCCCCGCAGCGCAAUGAGGCCCUGGCGCGCGUGGAGGUGGCCGUGCUGUGCCUCAUCCUCUUCCUGGCGCUGAGCGGCAACGCUUGCGUGCUACUGGCGCUGCGCACCACGCGCCACAAACACUCGCGCCUCUUCUUCUUCAUGAAGCACCUGAGCAUAGCCGACCUGGUGGUGGCCGUGUUCCAGGUGCUUCCACAACUGCUGUGGGACAUCACCUUCCGCUUCUACGGGCCCGACCUGCUGUGCCGCCUGGUCAAGUACCUGCAGGUGGUGGGCAUGUUCGCCUCCACCUACCUGCUGCUGCUCAUGUCUCUGGACCGCUGCCUGGCCAUCUGCCAGCCGCUGCGGGCGCUGCGUCGCAGGGCGGACCGCCUGGCGGUGCUCGCCACGUGGCUGGGCUGCCUGGUGGCUAGCGCGCCGCAAGUGCACAUCUUCUCGCUGCGCGAGGUGGCCGAAGGCGUCUUCGACUGCUGGGCCGUCUUCAUCCAGCCCUGGGGGCCCAAGGCCUACAUCACGUGGAUCACACUCGCCGUCUACAUCGUGCCUGUCAUCGUGCUCGCCGCCUGCUACGGCCUCAUCAGCUUCAAGAUCUGGCAGAACUUGAGACUCAAGACAGCGGCAGCGGCGGCAGCGGAGGCUGCAGAGGGGCCGGAGGGCGGGGCGGCGGGCAGCGCGGGGCGCGCGGCUCUGGCACGCGUCAGCAGCGUCAAGCUCAUCUCCAAGGCCAAGAUCCGCACAGUUAAGAUGACCUUCAUUAUCGUGCUGGCCUUCAUCGUGUGCUGGACGCCAUUCUUCUUCGUGCAGAUGUGGAGCGUCUGGGAUGCCAACGCGCCCAAGGAAGCCUCGGCUUUCAUCAUAGCCAUGCUCCUGGCCAGCCUCAACAGCUGCUGCAACCCAUGGAUCUACUUGCUCUUCACGGGCCAUCUCUUCCACGAACUGGUACAGCGCUUCCUCUGCUGCUCCUCCAGCUACUUGAAGGGCAGUCGUCCGGGAGAGACCAGCGUCAGCAAAAAGAGCAACUCAUCCACUUUUGUCCUGAGCCACCACAGCUCCAGCCAGAGGAGCUGCUCGCAGCCAUCCACAGUGUGACCCGGCUGGGCCAGGACUGCCUCUUGUGGCUCGAGGUGUGCCGGCAUAGACAGUCUGCCCCUUGGUGGCGGUGUGCGUGUAUGUAUAAGGUACCUUUCAGUUUGCACCCUUCCACACCUCGGGGUAGCUUGAGUGGGGUGGGAAAUUCUGGCAUGGGUUGGGGAAGUAGUCUCCACGGUGGAAAUGUUGGGGUGACUCAGCCACCAGACAGUCCCUGGAUCUCCCCUGGCUUCCUACGGGGGUUUAUAUGCCCUGCCCC